AUGAUGCACCGUGCUACGAUCGUCGGCGUCGUCGCGCUUAUCGGCGUCCUUCUCGUCGGCGGCGGGGUUCGAGCGCAGCCGCCGCAGCGGUUUGACUACCCGGCGGCGAGGGCGCCCACGACCUGGGCCAACACGGACGCCGGCCUGCCGCACCACGUGGUCUACACCGACGGCUCCGUGGCGCGCGUGGCCCUGCUGCGGCUCAACCCGGCCGGCUACGGCCCCUCCUACGCCUUCGGCUUCUUCUGCACCGGCCACGGCGCGGCCCCGUGCGCCGACUUCCUCCUCGGCGUCGCCGUCGUGUACUCCAACAGCGGCGCGCUCAUCACGUCCACCACGACCGGCGUCCCGCAGGUCGUCUGGUCGGCCAACCGUGGCAGCCCCUUGGGCGAGGGUGCCGCAGCGGAGCUCACGCCUGAGGGCGACCUCGUGCUCAGGUCCGCCAACGGCUCGGCGGUGUGGUCCGCCGGCACCAAGGGCCGGUCCGUCGCCGGGGUGACCAUCGGAAGCGACGGCAACCUCGUGCUGCUCGACGGGCGCAACGCCACGGUGUGGCAGUCGUUCGACCACCCCACAGACGCGCUACUCGUCGGGCAGUCACUCGGGCACGGUGCGCGGCUCACCGCCAAUACGUCGGCUGCUGACUGGCGCGACGGCAGGUUCUACCUCGCCGUCGAGGACGACGCCCUGAGCGCAUACGUCAACGCCACGCCGCCGCAGCGCUACUACCACCUCGGCUUCGGCGAGACCGCUGCCGGCGCCCACGCGACGUACACAAACGGCAGCCUCACGGUCUCCGCGCGGCCCGGAGCGCCGUCGCUGGCGACCAUCCAGCUGCCCACCGUCGUGGCCGGCACGGUGCAGUACAUGCGGCUGGAGCACGAUGGCCACCUCCGGCUCUACGAGUGGCGCUCCGGCUCGGGCUGGGCGCCGGUGUUCGAUGUGCUGCGCCUCUUCCCGGACGGCGGCUGCGCGUACCCAACCGUCUGCGGCGCGUACGGCGUGUGCACGGACGACACGCAGUGCAGCUGCCCCGACGCGGCCAACUUCCGCGCGGUGGACUUCCGGAGGCCCAACCGCGGCUGCGUCCCGACGAAUCCACCGGCGACGUCCUGCGACUCAUCGUCGCGGGGGCAGCGCGCGCAGCACCGGCUGGUGUCGCUGCCGGGCACGGGCUACUUCAACGACCACGCCACGAGCAUGCGCGCCAUGGAGAGGGUGAGCGAGGAGGCGUGCCUGGACGACUGCGCGUGCGCGGCGGCGCAGUUCUACUACGGCCGCGACGCCGGCGACGGGUUCUGCUACCUGCAGUCGGAGGUGUUCUCGCUGCUGACAGUGCGGACGGAGGUGGUGCACUACAACUCCACCAUGCGUAUCAAGGUGCAGGCCAAGUCAGCCAGGAUCUGA
Molecule: messenger RNA, 1407 nt
Organism: Triticum turgidum subsp. durum (durum wheat)
Lineage: Eukaryota; Viridiplantae; Streptophyta; Magnoliopsida; Poales; Poaceae
Source: the annotation of a GenBank genome assembly